AUGGGGGUCGGUGGGUGCUUAGCCCUGCCCUGGAGGUGCCUAGUCGUCCUCUGUCUCAGGCUGCUCUUCCUUGUGCCCGCAGGAGUGCCCGUGCGCAGCGGAGAUGCCACCUUCCCCAAAGCUAUGGACAACGUGACUGUGCGGCAAGGGGAGAGUGCCACGCUCAGGUGCUCCGUGGAUAACCGAGUCACCCGAGUGGACUGGCCGAAGCAUUUUUCCGGCAAUGACAAGUGGUGCUUGGACCCUCGGGUGGUGCUCUUGGCCAACACCAAAACCCAGUACAGCAUCCAGAUCCAAGAUGUGGACGUGUACGAUGAGGGCCCCUACACCUGCUCUGUGCAGACAGACAAUCACCCCAAGACAUCGCGUGUCCAUCUCAUCGUGCAAGUGUCUCCGAAAAUCACCGAGAUCUCUUCUGACAUCUCCAUCAACGAGGGCGGCAACGUCAGCCUCACCUGCAUAGCCACGGGCAGGCCAGAUCCAACAAUCACCUGGAGACACAUCUCGCCCAAAGCCGUGGGCUUCAUCAGCGAGGACGAGUACCUGGAGAUCACGGGCAUCACACGGGAGCAGUCGGGCGAGUACGAGUGCAGCGCCUCCAAUGACGUGGCAGCGCCCGUCGUCCAGCGAGUCAAAGUCACCGUCAACUACCCGCCGUACAGCUCAGAUGCGAAGAGGCUGGCUGAAGGACAGAAAGGACUGAAAGUGGAGAACAAAGCCUUCGUCUCCAAACUGACUUUCUUCAACGUCUCCGAGCAGGACUACGGCAACUACACCUGCGUAGCCUCCAACCAGCUAGGAAACACCAACGCCAGCAUGAUCCUCUACGAAGAGACAACUACCGCUCUGACACCCUGGAAAGGUCAGUAA
Pygoscelis adeliae (Adelie penguin) is the source of this 870-nucleotide messenger RNA. RefSeq names its product protein CEPU-1-like. NCBI's taxonomy places the organism in Eukaryota, Metazoa, Chordata, Aves, Sphenisciformes, Spheniscidae. Gene Ontology annotation, cellular component: neuron projection. The record is from RefSeq and is a predicted model, not a curated record.